AUGUCCGGUCUCCAAACUGUGCCCGCCGAUUCUCGCGUUCACGACAAGCCAACCGAGGACCACCAUGUCUCGUCGACCAUCUACGGCUCCCGCCAGGCCGCACAGGGCAUUCCGCGCUUCGAGAUGGCCGAAGACGAGAUGGACCCUCGUCUCGCCCAGCGAUUCGUCAAAGACGAGCUUUUGAUGAACGGCAAUCCCGCCAUGAAUUUGGCCAGUUUCGUGACGACUUUCCAAGAGGCGGAGGCGGAGGAGCUCAUGAAGGAGAACCUCUCGAUCAACUUCAUUGACGUCGAGGAGUACCCAGCGAUGGGCGAGAUCGAGUCGCGCUGCGUCAACAUGAUCGCCCGUCUGUUCAACGCCCCCCUCCACGACGAGGCGGCCGAGGCGGUCGGCGUCUCCACGAUCGGCUCCUCCGAAGCCAUCAUCCUCGCCGUCCUCGCCGCCAAGCGUCGCUGGAAGAACAAGCGUCUCGCCGAGGGCAAGUCCGUUGACAAGCCCAACAUUGUCAUGUCGUCCGCCGUCCAGGUCUGCUGGGAGAAGGCGGCGCGAUACCUCGAGGUCGAGGAGAAGUACUGGUACUGCAGGCCGGGCAAGUACAUCAUCGACCCGCAGGAAGUCGUUGACUUGGUCGACGAGAACACCGUUCUGGUCGUCGGUAUCCUGGGCACGACGUACACUGGGCAGUACGAGGACAUCGAGACGCUCAACGAGCUUCUCGACAAGAAGAACAAGGAGAAGGGCUUGAACUGCACGAUCCACGUGUGCGGUUACCGCGACGCGGCAUCGGGCGGCUUCGUCGUCCCGUUCGUCAACCCGUCUCUCAAAUGGGAUUUCCGCGUUCCGCUCGUCUCGUCCAUCAACACGUCGGGACACAAAUACGGAUUGGUCUACGCUGGUGUUGGCUGGGCUUUCUGGCGAUCCAAGGAGUACCUGCCUGAGGAGAUUCUCUUCACGGUCAACUACCUCGGCUCGCCGCAAGUGUCAUUCACUCUCAACUUCUCCAAAUCGGCUAUCCAGGUCGUCGGACAGUACUACCAGCUCCUACGCCUCGGAAAGGCGGGAUACCGCGCGAUCAUGCAGAACCUCGUGCAAAUUGCAGACCACCUGUCCGACGCCGUCGCAAACAUGGAGGACGGCAAGCUCUUUGAGAUCAUUUCCGAGGGUCACGGGCAGAGCUUGCCGCUCGUCGCGUUCAAGCUGCAGGAGGAGAAGCCGUAUGACGAGUUCGCGAUCGCGAGCCACAUGCGGCAGCGCGGAUGGAUCAUUCCCGCCUACACGCUCGCUCCGCACACCGAGAAAAUCAAGGUCCUUCGCGUCGUCGUCCGCGAAGACCUUUCCCGCUCUCGCUGCGACACGCUCAUCCGCGACCUCAAAGCCGCCAUCGACUACCUCGAGAAGGCGCCGGCUGAGGUGCAGAAGCACCUCUCGAACAAGUCCCAGGCGGCGGGCGAGACGACCUCGGAACAUCACGCUGUCGCCCACCGCAACCGUCAUGCGGUUCACUUGCAUGAGAAGCACUCGCUUGGCGGAAAGUACGGCAAGACGCAUGCAGUCUGCUGA
Rhodotorula toruloides NP11 is the source of this 1560-nucleotide messenger RNA. Its product is annotated as cytosolic nonspecific dipeptidase. Gene Ontology annotation, biological process: L-glutamate catabolic process. Gene Ontology annotation, cellular component: cytosol. Gene Ontology annotation, molecular function: pyridoxal phosphate binding; glutamate decarboxylase activity. The coding region runs from base 1 to 1560 and encodes 519 amino acids. NCBI's taxonomy places the organism in Eukaryota, Fungi, Basidiomycota, Microbotryomycetes, Sporidiobolales, Sporidiobolaceae. The record is from RefSeq and is a predicted model, not a curated record. The transcript is spliced from 10 exons.